Molecule: messenger RNA, 4139 nt
Organism: Trifolium pratense (red clover)
Lineage: Eukaryota; Viridiplantae; Streptophyta; Magnoliopsida; Fabales; Fabaceae
Product: septin and tuftelin-interacting protein 1 homolog 1-like
Exons: 3
Coding region: 192-2777 (861 amino acids)
Biological process (GO): spliceosomal complex disassembly
Cellular component (GO): U2-type post-mRNA release spliceosomal complex
Molecular function (GO): nucleic acid binding
Source: RefSeq, a predicted model, not a curated record
GUGUGACUUUCAUUUACACAACAAAAAAAAAGCUCUCCUUGCGACGCCGUUUCUCUCAGCCGUGUUUCUGACCUAACCAAAUCACCGUUGCGCACAGAGACAACAAUCCGCCGCCACACCGUCCGCCGUUCUCCACCAAUCAUCAGUCGUCGUCGUCUUUUUUAAGGUUUAAUUUUUUGAGCUUUUAGAAGAUGGAUGAAGAUCAAGAGAUGGAGAAAUUCGGAAUGGAGAAUGAUUUCGAAGGUGGCGAAUGGGUUGGUGGUGAAUUCUACUAUCGAAAGCGUAGAGAGAAACGACAUCAAACCAAAGAGGAUGUUCUCUAUGGAGUUUUUGCUGAUUCUGAAGAUGACGAUGAUGAUGAGUAUUCUAGUAGGAAGCGAAGAAAAGACCGUGAUUUUUCGAAGAAACAGGACUUCACUAAACCGGUGAAUUUCGUUUCCAGUGGAAAUUUUAUGCCUAAUCAAGAUAAUGUUAAUGAGAAUUUGAAAGAAAAAGAUGAGAAUGAUAGUUAUGUUGACGAAGAUAGGCCUGGUUUAGGUGCAGGUCUUGGUUUUGGAUCUGCUAGCACGUCCGGGUCUGGUUUAGGUUUUAAUUCUGGUCCUGUGAAUGGUUCUCAUAGGAAUGAUGAAUCUGAUGAUAAUGAUAACGGUGAUGAUAAGUUUUUGCCUACUGCGUUUGGGAAGAAGAUUAAGGAGGGAGCAAUGAGGAGGGAGAAGGAGAGAUUGGAGAAGAAGAAGGGGCAGAAGCAGAAGCCUGGUCUAGGUCUGGGGGGAUCUGUGGAUGUUGGGACUUUCGAGACUCAUACAAAAGGAAUUGGAAUGAAGCUGCUGGCGAAGAUGGGUUAUAAAGGUGGUGGUCUUGGGAAGAAUCAGCAGGGUAUUUUGAAUCCUAUUGAGGCAACAUUAAGGGCUAAGAAUAAAGGUCUUGGAUUUGAUUCAUCAGAGAAGACUACAAUGCUGUUGCCCACUUUGCAGACGGAAAAGAAGAAUACAUCGGGAGGAGAUGUGCAGCCUACAGUUGGAAGAUCGAGAGAACGUUCGUGGUUAAAGCAGUUGAAGAAGAAGAAAAAAGAAGAGUAUGUAACUGCUGAAGAGUUGUUGGCGAGCAAGCAAGAAGAUUCAGAGGUUGUUCAGAAGAUUUAUGAUAUGCGGGGCCCGCAGGUACGAGUGUAUACAAAUUUGUCUGAUUUGAAUGCUGAGGAGAAAGCAAAGGAAGAGGAUGUCCCAAUGCCCGAGCUUCAGCAUAACGUAGCACUAAUAGUUCGGUUGGCUGAGGCUGACAUCCAAGAGAUAGAUAGUGAUUUGAGGAAAGAGAGGGAUAUAGCACUUAGCUUGAAAAAAGAAAAAGAGAACUUGGAAGCUGAGGCAUCAUUUCAAAAGAAUCAGCUGGAUAAUUAUGAGAAAAUAAUGAGUGUGCUAGACCGAGUUGGAGAAGACAACACCUUAGGAACAUUAACAUUGGACUCCCUUGCUCAAUGCUUUAGAGACAUGCACAAAAGAUAUCCUGACGACUAUAAGUUGUGUAACUUGUCAUGCAUUGCUUGUUCAUAUGCUCUUCCUUUGUUUAUCAGAGUGUUCCAAGGAUGGGAUCCUCUUCGAAAUCCUUCUCAUGGUUUGGAGUUGGUAUCACAGUGGAAGGCAUUGCUUCAAGGUGAUGAUUGUUUUGAUAUUUGGGACACAUCGUCACCUUAUACUCACUUGGUUUCAGAGGUUGUAUUAUCAGCUGUUAGAAUAUCUGGUAUAAAUACAUGGCCUGCACGGGAUCCUGAGCCGAUGCUAAGGUUUUUGGAGUCAUGGGAAAAGUUGCUUCCUUCUUCAGUUCUCGCUGAUAUAUUAGACAACAUAGUCAUGCCAAAACUAUCAAAUGCAGUAGGUACUUGGGAACCACAUCUUGAGACCAUUCCUAUCCACACAUGGGUGCAUCCAUGGCUACCUUUGCUAGGGCACAAAUUGGAGGAGAUCUACCGGACGAUUCGUUUCAAAUUGAGUACUGUUCUUGAUGCGUGGCAUCCAAGUGAUGGUUCUGCAUAUGCCAUAUUGUCCCCUUGGAAGACUGUAUUUGAUAAGGAUAGUUGGCAACAACUUAUGCACCGUUUUAUUGUACCAAAGCUGAAGGCUGUAUUUGUAUCUGAUGAAUUUCAAGUGAACCCGGCAAGUCAGAAACUUGAUCAGUUUUAUUGGGUAAUGAACUGGGCUUCAGCUAUCCCAGCUCAUCUGAUGGUUGACACGAUGGAAAUCUUCUUUACCAAGUGGCUUACAGUUUUGUAUCGUUGGUUGUGCUCAAAUCCUAACUUUGAAGAAGUUACGAAAUGGUAUUUGGGCUGGAAAGAACUUAUUCCAAAAGAACUUUUGGCAAAUGAAACUAUUCGAUACAAGAUCAAUUGCGGUCUUGAAAUGUUGAACCAGGCUGUUGAAGGUAUGGAGGUUGUGCAACCUGGUUUGAAGGAGAAGAUAAGCUAUAUCAGGGUAAGUGAGCAGAGGAAAUUUGAGAAUCAGCAGAAAGCAGCGGCCUCUGCUCAGCCUGUCAAUGCAGAUGGUGUGAAUGAAAUGAGCAUGAAAGAAAUCAUUGAAACCUAUGCUCGGGAGCAUGGUUUACUGUUCAAACUUAAACCUGGUAGAAUGCAUAAUGGCCAUCAAAUAUAUGGGUUUGGCAAUGUCAGCAUAAUAAUUGAUUCUCUAAAUCAAAAGGUCUAUGCCCAAAAUGAGGAGACAUGGUCUUUAGAAACUCUUGCGCGAUUGCUAGAGUUACAUAAUAGAUCUCUUAGUAAAAGACGCUGAGUUCUGUGUUGGUUAUGUGAAGUAACAUCUCAGUUCUCAGGGGAUUUUUUUCUUGCUUUCUUAAGUUUAGCUUCCGGACUAUGUUGGUGCCACGAAAAUUAGUUUGCAAGAGGUAGCCAUAGGAAGGGCAAUGUUCCAUAUAAAGUCAAUAAAUCCGGGAGAACUACUUGUAUCCCCCACUCAUUUAUUGAAAAUAUACCUGUUUGAUCCGGACGAAAAAAAAAAACAAUUAUUUUUUCUCCGGAUGGAUAAAUCCGGAAAAACGGUGUUUUUCACAUCCAGAUGGGUAAAUCCUGACCCUAACGGGAGCAGGUUUUAAAAACUAUAGGGUGGGAAAAAACCUCUCAUACCCUUGUGCGAACUAGGCCUGUUCAAAAAUCAUUUAUGAACCAAACUGAACCAUGAACUGCGCCCAAUUGCACGGUAAAAAACUGAACCAUUUACCACAGUUUUAUAACUGAGCCAGUUUUUUAUUUAACAGUUGAAGAAACAAACAGAUUUACACUUCAGUGUGGUGAACUACCAGACUCGCACCUUGCGAGAGGCACCAAUGCAAUUUCUAAACCGCUGGCACUCUAAUAAUAGUCGCUGAGUAAGUCAGUAAGAUAUAUUUAUUAGUUAAAAAAUUGUUGGUGUGAUGAUAACACGCCAGGAGAACACUCCGGUCGAAAACUUCUCUAAUGUGUGUGUGUGGGUUAGUUUGGAAAGCUAGAAAUGCGUUUAACUUCUCCAAUGUCUUGUCUGGGAGGAGGUAUUGAAGAGUAGCUUCUGAUGAGAUAUUAAUCUGCAUUUCUCAAUGAUUUGGUCUGUUGUAUUGAUAUCAAGUGCAGCUAGCAGGUUGUUUUAUAUCCUGAGGAGCGUUUUUCUUUUUAUCGGAAUCUAGUUCUAUUCUUUUAUCCGGGCAUGUUGUUGACAGAUUUUAGUCUGUCAGUUGUAUCUCGAGGUUGGAAUUAGUUUUUGGUUAUGAUUGAUUUCACAACUGCCAAACCGAAAGUGCCAAACCGAAACACAACUGAUGUGCAGACAACUAAGUGGUGAAUGUAUAUAUUUUGGGGUGAAAAAACUAAACUAAUUGUGUGAUUAAUCGUUAUGAAUCCGAAUAACAAACGUUAUUAGUAAAAUUAUUCUUUUUUCUAAUCGAAAAUCCUUUCCGCACAAAUCUAAUCUCUUGCUCUGUGUAAGACCACAAUGAACACCAAAAUUUCUGCUCAAGAGAAACGAUAGAAAUAAAGCAACAUGAGCAGAUUUCAUUGAAAACAUACCUCUCAUUUCUCAACCCCCAUCUUUGACAUCAAGCACCAUGAAUGAGACUCAUGUGAUAAGUGAGGUGAAUUAAGCAAACUAAGGAACCCCCCUAAAACA